Molecule: messenger RNA, 1358 nt
Organism: Microcebus murinus (gray mouse lemur)
Lineage: Eukaryota; Metazoa; Chordata; Mammalia; Primates; Cheirogaleidae
Source: RefSeq, a predicted model, not a curated record
AUGGCGCCUCCUCCAUUCCAGCUGACCUGGUCCCCCGGCUUGGUAUCAGUCAGGGGACUCCUCGCUCCAGCCAAGAGCAAACGGGCACAGCCCUCAGUCAUGGCUGACUUGCAGCACCGGCCCUGCACCUGGCUGGGCCAGGGCCCAGGGGCUCAGGCCACGCUGCGGGAUCUUGAAGAGACCUUGGAGACCCGUCACCUCCUCGGACGAGCGAGGAGCCAGGGCAGACAGAGACCAGGAACGCGUGUGCCCCAGCCAGAGGCGGUGUCCACCCUGCUCCGCCUGCCUGUCAGGACCCUCCGGGAAGCGCAGACCCCUGACUCCCCGCAGCAGACGGCUACUGGGUUCCGCCACUGGGGCUCGCUGUGUGGCCACGAUAAUCGGCCAGCUCAGCCUGCAGGCUCUACGAGGCAGGGGAAGGGAAGCAGAGAAGACUCGGUGCUGCCAAGCGACACACAAGCGACCGCCCAGACCUGCCGGCCCAGCCCACCCGCCUCUCCCUUUCCUUCCAGUGACCGACCGCUCAGGCCGAGAGGGCUGCGCAGCCGGCCCCACGCCCAGCGCCUUUCUGGGCCUGGACAAGGAAGACAAAGACACAGGGAACGGAGCGGAUGCCACCUGGGCCAAGACACCCUGCAGCUCUUCAGCUGCCGAGAGCCUAGGGGGACAAUCGGGAAGUCCUUGCCCAAGGGACUCCUGUGUACUCCGUGCACAAGGUGGCCCGCUGGGAGUGUGUCCAACCCCAGUCGAAACCUGCUCAAGGAAGAGACAGCGUUUCACAGACGGGACUCGAACGCGCCUGCGCACUGGGGCGCUGCAGCCUAAGACGCUGAGGGCACGAGGACAGUGACUGCGACGAACCAGCCCGAGCAGGAGGACUACAUCUCAUGUCAGGUCUCCUCUAACCAGGGGCCCGGGUCGCCCCCAGUGUCCUGCGGCUCCAGCAGUGCCAGGGAACACCCACAGGAGGCAGCUCCUUCCCGUAGCCGGACUCAGCCUCUGAUCCGGCUGCUAGGAGGGUUUGGCGACCUAGGGAAAGCGUGUGUUCCCUGGGUGGGGACUCUCAGGGUGACGAUUCUGCCAGUCUGGGGACGGGGGUAUCUGGGGAGGGGGCGUGACACAUACCCAAAGGGAGAGCAGGACUCAGCUAAAGAUUCUCUCUGCUGCUCUUAGGCUUGGAGAAGAGGAAAAUAGGGGAAAUACCUUCCUUCAACAGAAAACAAAAGCCUUAAAUGAAUAAAACCAAAUAUGUUUAAAUCUGAGACCUGUCAGGGCUGCCAUGUGUCACAGCACUGCGUGCAAACGGAAACGCAGAGAAGAAGCCCCCUGAGAGUGGCAGGGCGGGCACUUCUGCCCGU